Impatiens glandulifera is the source of this 2726-nucleotide messenger RNA. Its product is annotated as dynamin-related protein 3B-like. The record is from RefSeq and is a predicted model, not a curated record. Gene Ontology annotation, cellular component: cytoplasm; microtubule; membrane. The transcript has 21 exons. Bases 66 to 2468 code for a protein of 800 amino acids. NCBI's taxonomy places the organism in Eukaryota, Viridiplantae, Streptophyta, Magnoliopsida, Ericales, Balsaminaceae. Gene Ontology annotation, molecular function: microtubule binding; GTPase activity; GTP binding.
UCAACUUGACUGUUCAAAUAAUUCAAACAUCCUUGCUGCUCGGCAUCGCCGUCGCCGGCGAUCAGAUGGCCGAUGACAUGGUACCGCAAUCUUCUUCUUCGCAUGGAGCCUCUCCGCUGGGAUCUUCAGUCAUCCCUAUUAUGAACCAGCUACAAGACAUUUUCGCUCAGCUCCCAAAUCAAUCUAUUAUAGAACUUCCUCAAGUGGCCGUCGUCGGUAGUCAGAGCAGCGGCAAGUCGAGCGUGCUUGAAGCCCUAGUUGGCAGGGAUUUCUUGCCCAGGGGCUCUGAUAUCUGCACUAGACGACCACUAGUUCUUCAGUUAUUGCAGACAAAGAGGAAUCAGGAUGGUUCUGAAGAGGAGUACGGGGAGUUCUUGCAUUUACCUGGGAAGAAAUUCCACGAUUUCAAUGACAUUAAGUUGGAAAUUCAGGCUGUGACAGAAAGGGAGGCAGGUGGGAACAAAGGUGUUUCGAACAAGCAGAUCCGUUUGAAAAUAUUUUCUCCAAAUGUUCUUGAUAUCACUUUGGUGGAUUUACCUGGUAUAACAAAGGUUCCAGUUGGUGAUCAACCACCUGAUAUUGAAGCUCAGAUUAGAACGAUGAUAAUGUCAUAUAUCAAAUAUCCCACCUGCUUGAUAUUGGCGGUAACACCAGCAAAUUCUGACCUAGCAAAUUCAGAUGCUCUCCAGAUAGCUGGAAAUGCCGAUCCAGAUGGUGAAAGAACAAUUGGUGUAAUCACUAAGUUGGAUAUCAUGGACAGAGGUACAGAUGCCCGGAACUUUUUGCUUGGGAAAGUAAUUCCUUUGCGUCUUGGUUAUGUGGGGGUUGUCAACCGCAAUCAAGAGGAUAUUACGCUUAAUCGCAGUAUAAAGGAUGCUCUAGUGGCCGAGGAAGAGUUUUUCCGAAGUCGACCAGUAUAUAAUGACCUUGCUGAUCGCUGUGGUGUUCCCCAGCUUGCAAAGAAGUUGAACCAGAUACUUGUUAAGCAUAUCAAGACACUACUUCCCGAGUUGAGAUCCCAUAUUAAUACAACACUAGUUUCUGUUGCAAAGGAGUAUGCCAGCUAUGGAGAGAUCACAGAAUCAAAGGCAGGCCAGGGAGCUCUUCUUCUGAAUAUUCUAUCAAAGUACUGUGAUGCUUUUUCUUCAAUGAUAGAAGGGAAAAAUGAAGAAAUGUCAACAGAUGAGCUGUCUGGAGGAGCACGAGUUCAUUAUAUUUUCCAGUCCAUAUAUGUUAAAAGCUUGGAGGAGGUAGAUCCUUGUGAUGACUUAACUGACGAUGACAUCAGAACUGCAAUUCAAAAUGCAACUGGGCCCCAGUCUGCAUUAUUUGUACCAGAGGUUCCCUUUGAAGUUCUUGCUCGAAGGCAAAUUGCUCGUCUAUUGGACCCAAGUCUGCAGUGCGCUAGAUUCAUUUAUGAUGAGUUAGUAAAGAUGAGCCAUCGUUGCAUGGUAAAUGAAUUACAACGACAUCCUUUUCUUAGGAAGCGGAUGGAUAAGGUUAUUGGGAAUUUUCUGCGAAAAGGCCUUGAACCCUCAAAAACAAUGAUUGAGAACAUUAUUGCAAUGGAGAUGGAUUACAUUAAUACUUCACACCCAAAAUUUGUGGGUGGGAGUAGAGCUCUAGAAAUUGCUCUCCAACAGACCAGGUUGAAUAGGGCAUCCACAUCCAAUCCUAGGCCAAAGGAUGGUGUGGAUCCAGAAAAAACACCUGCACCUGAUAAAAGCAAGGUUCGUGCUAUGCUUGCCAUAACUACAAAUGGAAAUGUCCCUGGUCAGGCAGUGAGGCCUGUUACAGAAGGUGAAAAGCCAUCAUCUGGGAGUACCAACAAUUUACCUUGGGGGAUCUCAUCUAUUUUUGGUGGUUCUGACAAUCGCACAUCUUCCAAAGAGAACUCAACAAGCAAGCCAUUCAGUGAACCUGCUCAAAGCAUGGAUUAUGGCGUCUCUUUGAUUCAUUUAAGAGAGCCUCCAUCUGUCUUGAGGCCUUCAGAAACCUAUUCAGAUCAAGAGACCAUUGAAAUAACAGUCACGAAACUGCUGUUGAGGUCAUACUAUGACAUUGUGCGAAAGAAUGUAGAGGAUUCCAUUCCUAAAGCGAUUAUGCACUUCCUGGUAAACCACACAAAACGGAACCUUCAUAAUUUUCUUAUUAAAAAGCUUUACAGGGAUAACCUGUUUGAAGAAAUGAUGCAAGAGCCUGAAGAGGUAGCGACCAAAAGGAAAAUUACUCGCAAAAUGCUCGGUGUCCUUCAACAGGCCUUCAGGACAUUGGAUGAAUUAAGUUUCGAUGCGGGGACAGUUGAGAGAGGUGGUUACAACCUAAAGAGUGAUUCAACUGGACUUCCAAAAAUACAAGGCACCAUCCCUUCUUAUUCUUCUUCAUCCAUGUAUUCUUCAAGCAGCAGCAGAGGAUCAACCUACUCUUAUGCAGAAACUUCACCAUCACAUUCUGGUGUCUUCAGAUGAAGUGGGUGGUGAUUGAGUACCAGUUGGAGGUAUAUGUGAACGAGUAGGGGUAUAUGAGUUGUAUGACUCGAUAAUGGGAAAUGAUGAAGUGAUCGAGGAUGUAGAAGAGUGAUAUUUGGUAUUAUCUAGAUUCUCCACUUGAAUAUCAUAAACUAGAUAUGGUUGAUUUUCAAAGAAAGUGACAUCCAUCGUGGUGUAUCUUUCUUUGUGAUAGUAGAAUAAUGUCGAUAUUCUUUUUGAAAUGGUGAAUAUCCUAUA